CACCAGAAGACAAAAGCGAGAACGAGAGAAGGGAAAUCGGAGGAUCACAGCGUGCGGAAAAUCGUAUCGAGAGUUUAAAGUACCGAUAUCAGUGAAAAAAGUAUAGACGUUGUAGAGCGAGUUUUUACGAGGAUCGCACCGGAAAAAAAAGGAGAAGUGUGUGACGACCGGUGCCGACUGGAAUCGAUUGACAGUUGAUAUCGGCGAUUUAAUUUUCUCGGCGAGACUUUUUUUUCUUUCACUUCGCGAACUUGACUCUUCAGUGCGCGCGCGAGAAGAUGAAUCUGUCGGUCAGCGCGGCGAUUCUGUGCGUUCUGGUCGUGGCAUUACUGUCGGAAACGACGUACGCCAGGCCACCUCCUGAGUGGCUCUUCAGCCAGUGGAGGCACUUUGGCGACAGCGACACAGACAACAUCCCGAUCGUAAGGUACAGACGCCUCUCCGAUCAGAGGAUGGCCGAAUUGGAGACACUUAUGGCACUGGAAAAAAUCAAGGGCGUCGCAGUUCCCGUAGGACUCGGCAAAGUGGAUCCAGCUGCUAUAGGCCGUAAACGAAGAUCCAUCUCGGCGGAACCUGUCCAAAACGUGAUAUCGACUAUGGGCCAAUCUGAUCUAAUUCGUUCCUUACUUUCGAAGGAACAUCCGCGGGAGGAGCAGAGACUACCAGCCAACUUAAUUGAAAAUGUUACUCGUGAAUGAGGCGGAAGUCACGAAAGUAGAGGAAACAAGCGGAGGAGGAAGAGCGAGAGAGUGGAAGAAGAAAGAGAGAGAGAGAGGGAGAAAAGAGGAGGAGA
Molecule: messenger RNA, 793 nt
Organism: Linepithema humile (Argentine ant)
Lineage: Eukaryota; Metazoa; Arthropoda; Insecta; Hymenoptera; Formicidae
Source: RefSeq, a predicted model, not a curated record